UUUAUACUGAAUGGUUGUUUUUUAAUGUAUUUUUAUUAUUAAAUAAUGCUUUAGUAAGUUUAAAAAUAGACCAUUCUGUUAAAGGAUUUUUUUUCAAUAUUCUUUGGAUAUUAAUGGCGAAGUUUUAAUAGCAGAAUAAAAUUUAUUUUAUAGCUGGGUUCCGAAUUUAUUUGCUCAAAUAUUCGAUGAAGUGUUACGGUGCAUUUUUGAAAAACGCACGGCAUUAAAUUGCAUUUUGAUAGAACGCUCAGAAAAAAAUAAUCUCUGUUCAUGAACAUUUUCGCAAAGAAUAAACAAACGUUCUGAGAGAAGGAUUAAUAUUUUAUAAGGUAAUAAGUUAAUUUAAUACCCACAAAAUGAAGACGAAAGGCGAGGAAGUUCCAAACUGUACAUAUUCCCGCAUAAAAGCAGAAAAACAGACAAAAGCAAGAGGUGAUGACAAUAGUAUUAUGACAGAAAGUAACGGGUCAUUGGACACGCAGCAAAUGGUAGAUUCGUUUGUCCAGGAGGUCAUACAAAAAGCGAAAACGGAAUAUUUUCGACAGUGUGACGAAAAUGAGGCUAAAUCACGUGGUCCCAAAAAUGAAAAACGCCGAAAAGAUAAAGAAAAUGGCAGACUAGCUCCUGAUAAAUCAUCAAAAAAGUCUGGUAAAGACAAGCCAAAACAUCGCCACCAUUACAAGUACUCGGAUCCGGUUGAUGAGAAGGAGAUAUCUGAAUAUGAGCAACAAGACAGAGACUCGCUACUCCAGUGGAACCCAAAUUUUGGCGCUGUAACCUCAGAUUCAAGAAAGAACUCAACGAACAGGAAUGGAUUUUAUAACCGAAUGGUGGCAACGUUUCGUCGCCUACUAGGCUGUUGUUUCGGCAAAACUUAGCGUUAGUUUCAGAAGCCAUUCCGAUGAGAAUAAAGUCCCUAUUUUUGCAUCAUUAUGUUAGAGCCAUCGUAGAUUUUUUGUAUACUGUACCGUGUAAGUUAAAAAGCAUUUACGCCAGAAUGAGGCCAGACCGGUAGUGGUUUUCACAAUACAGGAAAGUCAUGAUACAAGCCGAUAUAUCUUAAAAGUGUUGUGAUUUAUUGAAACUGUGUAACUGUUACAUGUAAGCUGCCUUAAAUAGAAAGGAUAAUUCGUCAAUUAAAGAGUGAAUAAUGUCAAACAUGUGGCAUAAUGAUGGAGAGAAUGUUUUGUUAGAAAUAGAACAUUGUUGGAGAACAUGAGUUGUUGUGGAUUCAUGUGUAACGUAUGUUAUAUAUAGUUUGUUAUACCCAGUAUAUAAAGAUUGACAAUAUAAAAACACUGCCGCGACUUUAAAGCGUUCCUACACAUUAACCUAAUUAGAUUUUAUCACUUGCGUUCAAUUACGGAAUAUUUGUUACGUAUACUUUAAGAAAAUUUGUUCAGCCUAUACUGGAAUAUGCCAUCAAGUCUACUAGCAAAGAACAAAUAUUGUUAAGGACAAAUUUCUUCCACAGGAUUACCGACCUAUUCAAAACUAUUUUAUUUGCAUAAACAGGAUUUUGUGUCAAAAUGUAUGAACAGGAAUUGGUUAUGCUUAUGAUAAGGCUAACGGGCAAGGGAUAGCAAAAUUGAACAUUCUGCAAAAUUGGACUUAUGAAAAUGCAAGAAUAAUCAUAGAGUUCAGUUUUGGUAACUUUCGAGGAAGUGUAGAGCAUGGUAAUUGCCUUAAGUCUAUCCAUUCAGUCAGGACAGUUUAUUCCUUAUGCCGGACCAAUUUUGGGAGGCAAAAUGGACCGAAUUGCUCAUUUAUCGAAAUUUCUCACUUGCAGAUGAUAUAAAUGCAAAUGACUGUCCUUAAGGCGUUACAUGUUUUCAUAGAUUGACGCUAGACGUAUGUUAUGGUUAUGAAAAAAGUUCACUUAAAACGUCUACCUUUCUCGCAAAUUUGAGCGGUAUUAAAAUGAAUUGAUAGUCUGAGUAACAUGACUUCUUUCAAACUAUUAAAUAUUCUUGGAAAAGUGUUUGAACGUGAAAUAAUUCUUAACAAUGUCUGACAGUCUUAAAAAGAACUCGAAGAUUUCCAAUCAUCAUUUGCAAAUAUUGUAAAAUGAAAUAAACACAUGAACCUUUAUAUUUAAUUUGAACAUAUGAUAGAAAACAAAAUACAUUUACAACUGUGGAAAGGUUCCGGACAGAGAAAGAUCCCAAAAGCCCCUCUUAGCAUUGAUACCUGCACGGGCAGGGGCAUAGGUAGAACCACUGAUUUUCCGCAGCAACUCAGAUGGACCGACAAUUUUGCCUCACGCCCUAAACGUUGAAUGGCAAGUGAUUCGUAGCUAGCGCUCUUGACUAAGGAAGUAAAGGCGUUUUAUAUUUCAGCACCACCGUACACUCAAAACUCAAAACAUUUCACUAAGUUUGUAACCAACUCUAAGCAUUUUAGUUGAUAAAUCGUGAUGUAGAGCAUCAAGAUGUAUGAAAAUAUUGUUUGAAUUUUAAUGUUCCUAUUUUGUAAUUGACCUUAAAAGCAAUGUCACCCUAUCAUUAUUGUUGUGUCUCAGAUGUUAAUAUUUUUCAGAAAAUAAAAUAAUUUCAAAACA
Messenger RNA from Mercenaria mercenaria, 2560 nucleotides. RefSeq lists its product as uncharacterized. The transcript has 6 exons. The record is from RefSeq and is a predicted model, not a curated record. Bases 357 to 878 code for a protein of 173 amino acids. Lineage: Eukaryota; Metazoa; Mollusca; Bivalvia; Venerida; Veneridae.